Molecule: messenger RNA, 267 nt
Organism: Monoraphidium neglectum
Lineage: Eukaryota; Viridiplantae; Chlorophyta; Chlorophyceae; Sphaeropleales; Selenastraceae
Exons: 1
Source: RefSeq, a predicted model, not a curated record
AUGGGGGCGUCCAAGCCUUUCUGGGAAGAUCCCACGGUAUCGGGCAUAAACCGGCGUGCUGCGCACGCGCCGCUGCGCUCAUUCCCAUCCGCGGCAGCUGCCGUGCAGUACUAUGCACGCCCGCUGCCCGCGGACGACCUGUUCGCGCCCUGCCCGCGCGUGGCGAUGCUCAGCGGGCGGCCCUGGAGCUUUAAGGUCUUCCCGCGCGCCGGGGACGUCCCAGAUGGCUUCUGGGAGCCGGGUUUCAACGAUUCGGGGUUUGCAGAG